CUGUGCGUGCAGGUCCAGUUUAAUGGAAGAAUAGAUUGUUUUUGUGUUUUAAAUACUUCAAAUACGUUUCAGGCUGUGGAAGCUCGUGAGUCGACGGCUUGUUUAGCGUGGUUAGUAACGAUCAUCGGUGCUGCAGUUCAAGGUCGUGCAGCAUGUGUUGGCCGUGAUGAUCAUGAUUUAAUUGAUGGAGACAUGAUUUGUAGGGUGCUGAAAUUGAUGGAAUUGUCGGAUUCACGAUUGGCGACCGGUACAGCUAGAAAUCUACAACUAGAAACGGCAUUUUUAUACAUGCUGGAUCAGUUUCGCAGAAUAUAUGUCAGCGAUCAAAUUCAGAUAACUAGUAAAGUGUACGAGCGAAUGGAGAAGAAUCUCGGUGUGGGAGAUGAAGCAUCUGUUUUGAGCGUUUAUGUUCGUAAAAUGAUUACGAAUUUAAAGUACUGGGCAUCUGAAGAAAAGCUGAUUUCGGAUACUUUAACGCUUCUUAACGAACUCUCUCUCGGCUACUCAGCUGCGCGACGUCUCAUACGACUGCCAGAAAUACAGCUGCUACUAAAUCAUCAUACGGCAAGUCUUCGCAAUAAUCACUGUACAAUAAUUGUACACAAGCGUGCAAACAGUUUUCCGGUUAUUGCAGUUGCGGUCGUUUUUAGAAUAAGGAUGAAAGAUUUCUUUCUAAACAAAUUUACCUGUGCUUUGCAUUGA
Gongylonema pulchrum is the source of this 702-nucleotide messenger RNA. The record is from the annotation of a GenBank genome assembly. Lineage: Eukaryota; Metazoa; Nematoda; Chromadorea; Rhabditida; Gongylonematidae.